GAUAUCUUGUCUCUCCUUUUUUACUCAAUAGGGUUUUACUUUAUCAACCUUGAUUUUAUUCAUUUUUCAAUUUUCCUUUCAUAUACACUUCACCCUCUUCUUUUAAUUUGGUGUUUUUGUUCAGUCUACACCUUUUAAAACUUUUGGUUUGUUUUGGGCUCUCUCUCUCUGUAUAUAUAUAUAUAUAUAUAACACCUACUAAUCUACCCAACUGUUCUCCCCUUCCCACCCAUCAUCAUGAGUGAUCCCUAUUCCAAUUACUUCAAUGGGUGGUUCAAUCCAAACCCUGUGCACCACUUCUCUUCUUCUACCUCUUCUUCAAACCCACCUUUCCAUUGUCCUUUUGGCUUCAACUUGUACCCUAAUGACAUCAAUAGUUACUACCACUCCUCUCUUCCCUCUCCUCCCUCUCCUCCCCUCAGAGAAGCCCUUCCUCUCCUCAGUUUGAGCCCAAUAAGACCUGAACCUCAAGAGAGAGAUUCAUCUUGCGCUGCCAUGAUGGAACUCGACAACAACACCAAGGACAAAGAAGAGAACUUCAGCUUCUUAUUAGAUAGAUCUGCUGAUGAUGAUGAAACUGUGACUGUAGCUCUACAUUUAGGUCUCCCUAGUCCUAGCUCUGCUGAUGCUGAUCUGAUCUCAAGACUCUCUUCCUCGACAGAGAUGACAGAUGCUAAUAAGGAAGAAGAAGUCACUGUUGCCUCGGGGUUUCCCAUAAGCCCACUCAACAAGGGACAGUAUUGGAUCCCAACCCCUUCUCAGAUUCUGAUUGGUCCAACACAGUUCUCAUGUCCUCUAUGCUUCAAGACCUUCAACAGAUACAACAACAUGCAGAUGCAUAUGUGGGGACAUGGAUCACAGUAUAGAAAAGGGCCAGAAUCUCUAAGAGGAACACAGCCAACAGCAAUGCUGAGGCUGCCUUGCUAUUGCUGUGCAGCAGGGUGCAGGAACAACAUCGAUCACCCGAGAGCGAAGCCUCUCAAAGAUUUUAGGACCCUUCAGACCCAUUACAAGAGAAAGCAUGGAAUUAAGCCAUUCAUGUGCCGCAAGUGUGGUAAGGCCUUUGCAGUGAGAGGUGAUUGGAGAACCCAUGAGAAGAAUUGUGGGAAGCUCUGGUAUUGCACUUGUGGUUCUGAUUUCAAGCACAAGAGGUCUCUCAAGGACCAUAUCAAGGCCUUUGGCCAGGGUCAUGCACCUUAUGGGAUUGACUGCUUUGAUGAAGAGGAUGAACCCGAUUCUGAAAUCGAGCAAGAUAAUGUAUCCUUACACUGAUAUGUAAAAACAAGACAAGUCAAUGCACGAGACUGUUUCAAAUGCUAAAGGGUCUGAUAAAGGUGAGAUGUAUGCAGAAAUUAAUGGCUAUGAAAUGUGAAGUGUCUCUCAGGUUUUGAGUUGAUAUAUAUAGUGAUUUGUUGGUUUGGCACAUGAGUCAUGACAUGGGCCAUUGGCUAAAUGAGUAAAAGGACAUCCCAGCAUUGCAAUUACUUUGAGAGAUUUCCUUUUGUUUGCUUUAACUUUUCCCUUUGACUUGCUCCGAAUUGCAGUCUUUCAGAUGCCAAAAUACAAACCAAGGUUUUGUAAAUCUAGUUUCUUUUCGUUUCCACUCUCUCUCUCUCUCUCUCUCUCUCUCUCGUUCGUAUGUGUGUAGUGAUGGAACUACUUGCUGUCAAUGGAGCAUGCUCGAAUCCGUUUUACUUGCUGGUAGCCCUUACAGCACCACACCUAACCAGGAUAUAAGCUUAUAAAUACAUAAGUAUGUCUAUGUGGGAUCCAUGUAUAUACCUAUGUAUAUUUACAGUACAUGUACAGCUUUUCCUAAGUUUGUAUAAAUAUAGG
Molecule: messenger RNA, 1836 nt
Organism: Camellia sinensis
Lineage: Eukaryota; Viridiplantae; Streptophyta; Magnoliopsida; Ericales; Theaceae
Product: zinc finger protein WIP2
Biological process (GO): regulation of gene expression; anatomical structure development
Cellular component (GO): nucleus
Molecular function (GO): DNA-binding transcription factor activity
Source: RefSeq, a predicted model, not a curated record